This is a messenger RNA of Physella acuta, 2900 nucleotides long. RefSeq lists its product as uncharacterized. NCBI's taxonomy places the organism in Eukaryota, Metazoa, Mollusca, Gastropoda, Physidae. The record is from RefSeq and is a predicted model, not a curated record.
UGAUCGAAACAAAUCGAACCCAAUCACCCGCUGUGUUCGAUCUUGCUCUACCUGGCCCUAUGAAGGCCGCCAUUGUUGUCCUAUUGACUGGGGAUUAAGCGAACUACCAGCAGACGACUUGUGUUUGUGUAGGGAUUAGCUCAAGCCCACAGCUACAAAUCCUGGGUCAGUUGGGUCCUAGGUCACAUACACUUAUGGUACACAAUCAAACUACACGUCAUGUGCUACAGGUCACGCUUGAUCUACAGGUAAAGAUAUCUGUCUGACUACCGAAAGUCGACGAAAUCUACUUGACCACCGAAAGCUGAACCAUCCUAAAAACGAGAUCUGAAGCAUUCCGUGACGUCAUGUUACCUAGAUAAGCCGAGCGACCAGGUGAAACAAUUCCAGACUUUCUGAUUAAUGAGAACAUGGAACCGUCUGCUGGACUUCUGACAUCUGAUAGGGGUGGAACAUCGAACAUUGCUACAGGAACAUCGACCGUUGCUACAGGAACAUCGACCGUUGCUACAGGAACAUCGACCGUUGCUACAGGAACAUCGACCGUUGCUACAGAAGAAUCAACCGUUGAUAGAAAAGAUUGUAACGAUAAAAAUCUUGAAGAAGAUGAGGACAAGAAGUCCCCCGAGCAGCCUGAAUGGUUAACCUCUACUCACGUGACCAGCCAGUUGGAGGAGAGUGACGACGGCGGCGACACGGAGGAUGACGAUGACGUCACAGAAGAAGAAACAGAGAUGUCACGUGAAGAGAAACGGGAGAUGUAUCAGGCGGUCAGAUGUGGGGACAUUGAUCUGCUAGAGGACUGCCUGGACAGGCCAAACUCUGACCUCAACAUGACCUGGUUCCAAGAAAAUCUUUUGAUGGCAGCCAUACGUCACCAUCAAAGAGAAAUGGCCGAGUUUUUGCUGGACAAUGGAAUCAACCAUGACUACACAACAACUAUUGUGAACCUUCGAGAAACGUCGGCGGGAAAAGUGCUGGACCAAUACGAGCUGACCAGUCGCCAGAUGGCGUACGACCGCGGCAUGGCGGAAGUCGUCGAGCUGAUUGACCGUCUGCAGGGUCACGUGUUCCCCUUCGUCCGGCCCUCGCCCCGCACACCUCGCUACCGGCGACCUCGACCUCCCACGCCGUCGCUCAGUGAGACCAGCAGUCAAGGUGCAGACGUGAGCAGCGGGUCAGACGACAGUCUAGCAGGCGGCAGUGUAGCAGGCGGCAGACGUAAGUUGAGAAGAAAGAAAAAACAGAGUCUAGACAUGGCCAAACCAUUUGAUACACAGAAUCUAGACAUCGCCAAACCAUUUGAUACACAGAAUCUAGACAUGGCCAAACCAUUUGAUACACAUAGUAUAGACAUGGCUAGACGAACUAUUAGAAGUAAUUCCUCUACACGGCGGACUUUGGAUGUAAAGGCAAUGGAAGAAAAGACAAUGCCGGCAGGCCAAGCCAAAUCUCCGCAGAGAAAAAAUUGUUCAGUUUUUCUUGCUCCACAAAACAACCUGUUGGCGCGUAAGAAGUGCACCUCCGUCCUACAACCACGGCCACACACAGCCCAUACGUCCGUCCUACAACCACAGACAGCCCACACGUCCGUCCUACAACCACGGCCACAGACAGCCCAUACGUCCGUCCUACAACCACAGACAGCCCAUACGUCCGUCCUACAACCACGGCCACAGACAGCCCAUACGUCCGUCCUACAACCACAGACAGCCCAUACGUCCGUCCUACAACCACAGACAGCCCAUACGUCCGUCGUACAACAACGGUCUGAGACAGCCAAGCUAUGGACACAGAACUGGCACCUCAAACGGCAGACACAGACCGUGGGAUGCAGGAAAGUGACCGCGCCCGGCAGCUACAGGCGCGAGUGUGCCUUCUGGCAUCGCUCACCUGCCCAGUCGGCAUUCAACACGCCACGGGUGCGUUCCCCAGAUGACGUCAAUGACCAAUCAUCCCGCCCAUCGAGGAACGUCACGGACCAACAUGCCCGCCCCAAAUAUGACGUCACAAGCCAGGCUGCCCCACUGCCUAUACGAGGUAUUCUAAAAAGCCCAACACAGCCCAGACUUGCAGCAGAUGUCCCCGCACGGUCCAACAAAAAGAGCACACUUUACCACAGCUACCUCACAACCACCAAGCGAAAACUGGAUCCGACAUUUUCAAGCUUCUACAGAGCUUUAGAUUUCCAUGGCAACAAGGCGAUCAAACACGUGACCAUGUCGCACUCGUCAUUCUACGGUCCAUAACACCGGAUCGAUGGCAACAACAAGCCACGCACACGAUCCAUGGUGACAAGGGCUGGCUAUGGGACCACCAGGGCAACUAACAGGGGCAAUAGCUUAACGGUAGAAGAUACACACUUUUCGAUUAAAGUGAAAUUUUGCCCUAAAAGUUUUUAUUUCUAAAUUCGGUGCAAAAACUUUUUAGCUAUCUAACCCGACCGUUUCAGACUUCUAUAGCCUACGGUUAUCCUUUUAUUGGGAUGUGAAACAUGGUACACUGUCAAAUUUUCGGUGAACGGAAAAAAAAAGUCAGAUUUCGCUAGGAAAAAAGUCACAGAAAAAGUUACAAACGAAAAAUUAACAGAAAUUAAGUAACAGAAGAAAGUCACAAUUGUGUAAUAAGAAAUAUUUUUAUUAGCUUGAUGAAAAUUGUAAAAUUUUGGGUGUUUACAAAUAUGGGUGGUGAUUUUUAGAAACAUAUUUAUAAACUGUAAAUACGUUAUGGUUUUUAAUAAUAAUCCAAUUUUCAUCUUCACAAUAAAUAAAAGUACUUUAAAGUAAUUUACACAGCAGCCUCAAUUUUUGUUACAUGUUUAUUUGAAAACGUCGAAGGAAAAUUAAUUAUAAAAAUACUACUAUAAGCAUAUUGUAGUUUUUUGUGUUUGUUUGGUUUUG